Molecule: messenger RNA, 11702 nt
Organism: Siniperca chuatsi (mandarin fish)
Lineage: Eukaryota; Metazoa; Chordata; Actinopteri; Centrarchiformes; Sinipercidae
Product: laminin subunit alpha-3-like
Exons: 77
Coding region: 314-10582 (3422 amino acids)
Biological process (GO): regulation of cell migration; axon guidance; regulation of embryonic development
Cellular component (GO): basement membrane
Molecular function (GO): extracellular matrix structural constituent; signaling receptor binding
Source: RefSeq, a predicted model, not a curated record
UUGGCUCCACAGUGGAUUAGCGUCGAGCUCAGACCAUCGACAGCCUGACACCUGAGCUCCAGUGUGGCGCACAGUUUGGUCAGGAAGACGGAAAACUGUCGUUGUUAGUUUGGAAACAUGCGGCGGAAAGAGAGCACACCGUCAACAGGAGAAGAUCAACUUAAAGCGUCGUCGCUGACAUUAGCGGACGUGUAGUCCUACUGAAAGAGACUCGCGCGUAACUCGCGCAGCCCAUUAGGCGCAUUUUAUGGAGAUCUAUAGAUGACAAGACCUGCACGCUGCGGGUUGCUCUCAGCAUCUACUCGGAUCUCUAAUGUGGAACAUGGCGAGGGGGAUGAGAGGAGCUCAUCUGCUCGCUGUAUUUUUCACCUUUUCAAUAACACUUUUCAGGGACGCAGAUGGACAAGGAACUUUUAAUAACUUAACAGGUUUUAGUUUGAGCCCUCCGUAUUUCAACCUCGCUGUGGGGUCCAGUAUCUCUGCCACAGCAACCUGCGGUCAGGAUGAGUCUGGGACUCCGAAAUAUGAUUUAUACUGUAAACUUGUCGGAGGACCGACCACCGAAGUUCUUACUCAAAAUAUACAGGGUCAGUUCUGUGACUACUGCAACACCAUUGACCCAAACAAAGCCCACCCGGUGACCAACGCCAUCGAUGGGACAGAGCGGUGGUGGCAGAGCCCUCCGCUCUCCAGGGGACCGGGCUACAACCAGGUGAAUGUUACCCUGGACCUUGGGCAGCUCUUCCAUGUGGCGUACGUCCUCAUCAAGUUCGCUAAUUCACCUCGUCCUGACCUCUGGGUGCUGGAGCGCUCGGUAGACAAUGGGAGAACCUUCACCCCCUGGCAGUAUUUUGCACAUUCAAAGCACGAGUGUAUUGAAAAGUUUGGAAAGCAGCCCAAUGCUCGUAUAUUAAAUGAUGAUGACCAGCUCUGCACCACAGAAUUCUCACGGAUCGUCCCUUUGGAGAAUGGAGAGAUUGUGGUUUCUCUGAUCAACGGUCGGCCAGGGGCCAAAAACUUCACUUACUCACCAGUGCUGCGAGACUUCACAAAGGCCACCAACAUCCGUCUGCGCUUCCUCCGCACCACCACCCUGCUGGGCCACCUGAUCUCCAAGGCCCAGAGAGAUCCCACUGUCACACGCAGGUAUUACUAUAGUAUCAAAGACAUCAGUAUCGGUGGACGCUGUGUUUGUCAUGGGCAUGCACAGGUGUGUGGUGGAGGGCGUAACCAGGACAACCCAAACAGACUCCAGUGUGAGUGCCAACACAACACCUGCGGUCAGUCAUGUGACCGCUGCUGCCCAGGCUUUAACCAGAAGCCGUGGCGUGCCGCAACUGUUGACAGCCCCAAUGAGUGUCAACCCUGCCAGUGUUUCUCCCAUGCCUUUGACUGUUAUUACGACCCAGAGGUGGAAAAGAGAGGAGCAAGUUUAGACACCUUCGGCAGGUACGACGGAGGAGGAGUGUGCAUCAACUGCCAGCACAACACUGCUGGAGUGAACUGUGAGCGAUGCCUUGAAGGUUUCUACAGACCUUAUGGAGUACCUUCCGAGUCUCCCACUGGAUGCAUACUCUGCAGGUGUGAUGAAAGGACUACAGCUGGCUGUGAAAUGGGGUCUGGAAGGUGUAUCUGCAAGCCACAAUUUGCCGGAGAAAACUGUGAUCACUGUGCUGACGGAUACUACUACUACCCUCAGUGCAUUCGAUAUCCUGUAUACCAGACGACCACCAAAUCCCCUGCAGGACCUAUUGUGGGGCCGACCGCCUGCCCUCCGGGUUAUUUCGGCUCACCCAGCUGUCGGCAGUGUUUAUGUGACUACAGAGGGACAGUGUACGGGGUGUGCGAUGCUUCAGGACGCUGCCAUUGCCGUCACGGUGUGGAGGGGGAGCGAUGCGACCGCUGUAGACCAGGAUACCACUCCUUCCCAAACUGCCAGGUGUGUCUCUGUGAUGGGGCUGGUGUGGCUGACAACGUGUGCAGUCCAAGUGGCCAGUGUGUUUGCUUUCCCAACUAUGGGGGACAGGAGUGUGACAAAUGUGCACCGGGCUACUAUGGAUACCCAGACUGUGCUGCCUGCCAAUGUUCACAGGAAGGCUCAUAUGGCAACAUAUGCAACCCACUGUCGGGUCAAUGCCUGUGUUUCCCAGGGGUGGUGGGCCAGCAGUGUGACCGCUGUGCCUCUGGACUCAGGUUCCCCCAGUGCUCAGCCUCUAUCAGUGUGUGUAACCUGGCAGGAACUGAGGUCACUGAUCCUCGAACGGGCUCCUGCCGCUGCCUACCAAACGUAGAGGGAACCCUGUGUGACAGGUGUAAACCUCUCUACUGGAAUCUGGCUACAGACAACCCUCGUGGCUGUAUAAAGUGUCAGUGCGAUGUAAAAGGGACUCUGAGUGGUGUUGGAGAGUGUGAACAGAAAAGUGGACAGUGUCACUGUAAGCCUAAUGCAUGUGGACAUGCAUGUGACACCUGUAAGGAUGGAUACUACCUGCUGCAGAAAAAGACAUAUUUUGGUUGUCAAGGUUGUCAGUGUGAUGUAGGUGGUGCCGUUGGCAUGGUGUGUGAUGAGAUGUCCGGACAAUGUUGGUGUCGGAAGAAUGUAGUUGGCCGUAAAUGCACUGAGCCAGAACCAAGCUACUAUUUUCCCACUCUCCACCACCUGAAGUUUGAGGUUGAGGAUGGCACCACGCCAAAUUCCAGACCAGUGCGUUUUGGUUAUAACCCCCAAGAGUUCCCAGAUUUCAGCUGGAGAGGUUAUGCUGUAAUGUCUCCUGCACAGCCGGAGGUGAUCCUAACGCUUACCCUUGGCUUACCUGGCCCUUUUCAUAUUGUAAUGCGCUACUCUACCCCCCAACAAAAGGGGAGAUCACAAGUGAGAGCACGAGUGAGAGCAAGGAUCUUGGUGGUGGACGAAGCUGGCUUCCAGUCUUGCUGUGACUGGUCAGAUCAGAGUAAGGAUUUCAUAUUUCCUGAGAGUCCCUCCCCGUCCUUCCUCACUGUCCCAGGAGACGGCUUCGCUGAGCCGUUUGCUUUGACUCCUGGGAAAUGGGUCAUUCACAUAAGGGCACAGGGGGUUCUGCUGGACUAUUUAGUGCUGCUGCCCUGGGAUUACUAUGAGGCACCUUUGCUGCAGGAAAAGAUCACCCAGCCCUGCACAUACUUGCCCACUGCAAACAGGGAUACAAACUGCCUAUUGUAUAAGCAUGUGGCCAUGGAUGGCUUCAGCUCUGCACUGGGCUCACAAGGAGUACUCUCCAGCCGCAGCGGGCGCAGGAGGAGGCAAGCUCGUGUUCAGCGUCCCACCCCAGAUCACCCUGAGAUGGCUGCUCUAAAUGGCAGACAGUCGCAGCUCCAACUCAGUGUACGCAUACCUCGUCCUGGCCCAUACGCCCUUGUCCUGGAGUAUGCCAGCGAGGUGGACACUGUCCAGAAUGUCAACAUACUCAUCAGUGGCCAGUCAGGUGGCCAGAUCCCGGCCAGGGCCAACAUUUACAGUUGUACCUAUAGCUUUUUGUGCCGGAGUGUGGCCGUGGACAGCAGUAAUCAGGUGUCAGUGUUGCAGCUUACUCACAAGACGGAGGUCCUCCUGCAAACGUCCACUGCAUCAUUCCUGCUGUAUAAAGUGUAUGCAGUCCCUGCAGAAGAGUUCUCCAUUGAGUAUGUAGACCCCAGGGUGCUGUGUGUCUCCACUCAUGGCCGCUUCUCUGAAGACAGUCGGCACUGCAUUCUGAGGCAAUUUGACAAACCAACCUCAGCCUGGAUUUUGUAUGCUGCCCGUGAUGGACAGCUAUCUUCAACACGAGCUGUUUCUCCCCAACGAGGAGAGAAUGAGGAUUGGAGACGGAGACGUCAGACCUGGGUGUUCCCUGCCCGUGAACCUCAAAGUGAUGGGACAGUGCUUAAAUUCCCUCAGACGGAGAUCAAUUUCACUCCCAAGGUGCCCCUCCCGGGCAGGUAUGUGAUUGUGGUCCAUUAUCAGCAACCUGAGCAUACCUCCUUCCCCGUGGAGGUCCGAGUGGACGCAGGGCGUGAGUGGAGGGGUUCAAUAAAUGCAUUCUUCUGCCCUGCGGUCUCAGGCUGCAGGGAGGUUGUGAUCGCUGAUGGGCGCAUUGCCCUUGACUUUGACCAGAAUUCUUGGCAGCUGCCCAACAUCUCUGUGGUCGUGCCACCUAGGAAGACACUUAUUCUGGAUUAUAUCUUGCUGGUUCCCGAUAGAAGUUACACCCCAGAUCUUCUGAAAGAGAAGCCGUUGGAUAAGUCUGCAGAUUUCAUACAGCAAUGUAGAGGAGGAGAUGGUUUCUAUAUUGACCCGAGAACUUCUUCCCAGUUCUGCAGAGACUCUGCCCGCUCUCUUGUAGCAGCCUAUAAUGAUGGAGCUCUGCCUUGCAACUGUGAUAAGUCUGGCUCUACAGGGACCACUUGUGAUCCAGUUGGAGGACAGUGUCCCUGCAGGCAGCAUGUCAUUGGUCGACAGUGCACAAAGUGUGCCACUGGAUACUACGGCUUCCCCUACUGUAGACCGUGUGAGUGUGGUCGCCGACUGUGUGACGAGGUGACAGGACGUUGUAUCUGCCCUCCUCAGACAGUCAAACCAACCUGUGAUGUGUGUCAGAAUCAGACUUUCAGCUAUCACCCUUUGCUGGGCUGCGAGGGCUGUGAAUGCUCUCCGAAUGGCAUCAAAGCCAACGCCGGGCCUGACUGUGACCGCACCACCGGACAGUGCAGUUGCAAGCCUAGGAUUGGGGGCCGGCAGUGUGAUCGCUGUGCUGCAGGUUAUUAUCGCUUCCCUGACUGUGUACCUUGUGACUGUAACCAAGGUGGUGUCACACCUGGCGUGUGCCACCCAGACACAGGGAGGUGUCUCUGCAAGAGAAAUGUUGCUGGCGUCAAGUGUGAUACCUGUCGGGAAGGUUCCUUCUAUUUUGAUCCCUCCAGCCCUCACGGUUGUACCAGCUGCUUCUGCUUCGGGGCGACUGAUCAGUGUCAGAGCUCCAGAAAACGCAGGGGGAAGUUUGUUGAGAUGCGGGGCUGGCAUUUGGAAAGCCCCGACCAGGAGAAUGUUCCCUCUGUGCUGAACACAGCCAGUAACACAGUAGUGGCAGACAUCCAGGAGCUUCCUCCUACAGUUCAAACUCUACACUGGGUGGCACCAUCGUCCUACCUGGGAGACAGGGUUUCAUCUUAUGGUGGUUUCCUCACCUACCAGUCCAAAUCCUUUGGGAUUCCCAGUGAGGGGAUGACUCUCAUAGACAGAAGACCUGAUGUUGUGCUGACUGGUCAGAAUAUGACCCUGAUCCACAUGGCUUCACAAGUCCCACUUCCAGACAGGCUGUAUCAGGGCAGAGUCAAGCUCUUGGAGGGAAACUGGCGCCAUGCUGUCACCAACAGGCCUAUCUCCAGAGAGGAACUGAUGAUGGUCCUAGCCAGUCUGGUUGGCCUGAGGAUUCGAGCCUUGUACUUUACUCACAGCCAGAGACUCAGCUUAGGGGAAGUGGGCCUGGAGGGGACGACUAACACAGGCACUGGUGGUCCUGGAAACACUGUGGAAGAUUGUUCCUGCCCCCCUCAGUACACCGGAGACUCCUGUGAGAAAUGUGCUCCAGGUUACUACAGAGAUGGCAGUGGGCCUUACCUGGGCCGCUGUGUGCCCUGUGAGUGCAACGGUCUGUCUGAUGAGUGUGAAGAGAGGACAGGGAGGUGUCUGAACUGUCAGUACAACACAGCUGGGGACAGAUGUGAACGCUGCAAAGAAGGUUACUAUGGAAACGCGGCAAAGAGGACAUGCAAAGUUUGCCCGUGCCCAUUCAGCGUGCCCACAAACAGUUUUGCAAUAGGUUGCAGAGAGAUCUUUGGAGACUUCCAGUGUAUAUGCAGAGCAGGCUACACGGGACACAAGUGUGAGAGGUGUGCUCCUGGUUACUAUGGUGAUCCACUGACGUCAGGAGGAAGUUGUCGGCCCUGUAAUUGCAAUGGCAAUGGUAACAACUGUGAUCCUAGGACUGGAGUUUGCAAGAACACACUGGAGCCGGGAGACACAAACACUGAUGAGCACUGCCAAGAGUGUGAUAAUUGUGCCCAGACUUUACUACAGGAUCUGGAGAAGCUGGAUGACGAGCUGGGAAGGAUCAAGGCUAAGCUGGACGAUGCCAAUGCUAGUGCCUCCAUUCAGGAAAAGCUGAAGAAGCUGGAAAAUGCCGUGUCAGACACUAAGAUUCUUGUCAACAAAUUCAACUCGGCCAUCAAUACCCAAAAGUCCAGAGUCAACCAGCUGGAAGACGACGCGAUCACUCUCUCAGAUGACAUCAGCUCCCUCAAAGACAAGGCAGAUAAGAGGGCUGCUGAUGCUGACAAAGCAGUGGCAGAUGUUGGAAAAACUCACAAGAGGGCUAAAGAUCUGGAUUCAGAGAUUCAAAACAUUCUCAAGAAAAUCCAAGAUCUGCUGGACCAACUGAAUGAGGCAGACAACAGUGGCGGUAUGGUGCUCAAUGGAACCCAGGCUAAAAUGCUGGAAGAUGCUAAGCAAUUGGUGAAGGAGAUGGAGAAUAGGAACUUCACCCCUCAGAAGACAGCUGCUGAGAAAGAAAGAGACAAGGCCAAGAAACUGCUAGACUACGUCAAGGCUAAUGUAAGUAAGCAGUGUGACCAGAACGAGGCUGCAGCACAGAAUAUACGGGUACUUCUGAAGGGUUACGAGGCCAAGCUGAAGGACCUGGAGGAGGCUCUGAAGGAGGCGGUGGACUUGGUGAAAAAAGCUAAUGCCCAGAACGGACUCAAUGCUCAGGCACUGGGAGAUCUGCAGAAACGUAUCGAAGACUUAAAAAAGGAGCGGAAGACUGUUGAGGACCAAAUAGCCAUGGCAGAAGAUGAGCUGCAGAAAACAGAGGAUUUGGCGAAAAUUCUAUCCAACAGGAAAACGGAAUACGAACAGCUGGCAGCACAGCUGGAUGGUGCCAAGACCGACUUGACCAAGAAGGUGAAUGAGAUUACCAAGGCAGCAGCCAAGGAGGACAUUGUGGAGAAUGCAGAGGAACGUGCAAAUAACCUCGCCAAGCUGGCAAAGGAUCUUGAGGAUGCUGUGAAGAACGCAAGUGGACGGACUGAGGUGCGCGGCGCCAAAGACGCUAUUGAUGCCUACAAGAACAUCACAGAUGCAAUUAAUGCUGCUGAGGAUGCAGCUAAUGAGGCCAAAAGUGCAGCAGACAACGCCUUGAAUAAUUUAAAAAACCAGAAGCUGACACAAAGAGCGAAAGACCUGAAAGAGACUGGCGAUGACCUAUUGCAGAAUGCAAAGGAGGCAGAGAAAGACCUUAAAGGCGCUGCAGGCGACAUUACAGACGUGAAGGAGCGCCUGAAGAAUGCUGACAAGAAGAAGAAAGCUCUUCAGAAAGACUUGCUUGAUGCAGAGAACCAGUUAAAUGGCAUCAAGAGAGAUGACAUUGGUGAUAUGAUUGAUGAGGCCAAGAGGAAGGCAGCUUCAGCCAACGACACAGCCAGCGACACUAUGGACAAACUGAACGCCAUCAGAAAGGAAAUUGACAAGAUCAGUGUCACUCCCGUGGACUCUAACUUGAGCAGUGUGUUGGACGAUGUGGACAAGUCAGUGAAGAACUUGUUGAAAACCAUCCCAUCUCUGAAUGAUAAGAUCUCAGAGGUGGAGAACCUGACCUCACAGUUCUCCCCCAUUAGCAACAUAUCUGAGAACAUCAAGAAGAUCAAAGAGCUCAUUGAACAAGCCCGGGACGCAGCUAACAGGAUUGUGAUCCCGAUGAAAUUCACAGGCGAUGGCCAUGUGGAGCUGCGUCCGCCAAAGAAUCUGGAGGAUCUGAAGGCCUACACAGCCAUGUCCCUGUCGCUGCAGAGACCUGAAGGCAGGGGCGAUGGAAGACGCAGACGCAGACAGACCAGAGACAAAGGAGACAUGUUUGUGUUGUACCUUGGCAGCAGAGAUUCUUCUAAGAACUACAUAGGUAUGGUUCUGAGGAACAACGUGCUGUACGGUGUGUACAAGCUCAACGGAGUCGAGUUCGAGUUGAAAACAGGUUACAUCACCAUGUCUGCAUCUGAGCCGGCCAAGUUCGAUAGAGUAGACCUGCACAGAAUUUACCAAGAUGCAAAGAUGAUGCUCACUAAAGAUAUCACCUCAACCACACCCAGUUUGCCAAUUCAAGAUGAGAAGAAAGGAGAGGAGAGCAAGAACCUCCUAGAUCUCAGUCCGAGUGAUGUUGUUUUCUAUGUUGGAGGCUACCCUGCUGACUUCACUCCACCAGCUUCUCUCAGCCACCCCAAGUACAAGGGCUGCAUUGAGUUCUCCUCUUUUAACGACAAAGUUGUCAGUCUCUAUAAUUUCCAAAAGGCAGAAAAGAUCAAUGUGGAGACUCCAUGCAAGAGAUAUGUACCUCCAUUGGAUUCUGACUACUAUGAAGGCACUGGAUAUGGCAAAGUGAUUAUAGAUAAAUCAUCUCCUACCCUCAUCAUCAUUAUGACUAUCUUUACUCGUUCAGAAAACGGUCUGCUCUUAUACAUAGGAAGUGAGGACAACUACUUCACUGUGACGAUGGAGAAAGGCAUCAUUUUUCUACGUAGUAAUUUGCUCAAAGCACCAGCUACAAAUAAUGUGAAAAUAUUCCCGAAGAACGACUGGGCAGAAAUCUUCAUCGUUAGUACAAACAAGGGAGCAAUGAAAGUCCGGAUAGCCCAAGAAUACGUUGCCGAAGCCCAAGCUGUGUACAGCAACACUGACUUUAAAGAAUACUAUAUUGGUGGUGCCCCACAAGACUUGAGGGAAAGAGAUAACAUCACCAUACAGCCAUUCAAAGGAUGCUUGAAAAAUAUGAAGCUGAAUCAAGCUUUUAAAUCUGUUGAUGAGUCAAUGGGCAUCAGCAAAGGUUGUCCCAAGGAAUCCUUGGUUACUCGUAAAGCAGAGUUCAGCUUGGGGAGCUCCCUGUCAGCUGACCUCACAGGCUUUAGUCUGGCUGAUGACGUUACUGUCUCUCUCGGAUUCAAGAGCACAGAGAAUCAGGGUCUCAUUCUGCAGGACAAACAGCUGGCUAAUGGGAUUAAUCUUGAAUUGGAAAACGGCUAUGUGAUGCUCAAGUUCAACAACAAGAUCUGGAAAUCAAACAAACAAUAUCACGAUAACCAGUGGCAUUAUUUGACUGUAACCAGUAGAGCUGGAAGGAUUCAGCUGCUUAUUGACGACGAAGACAAUGGUCAGGAGCAGAGUGGCAGCACUUCCAUACCUGACACAGGUGGCUCCCUGUUCCUGGGAAGAGAGAAGUUCAAAGGCUGCGUUUCCAACCUCUACACAAGACGGCCAGACAAUCUGUACAAGGCUGAGGACUUCAGCACCUUCCAGACUUCUGGAGAUAUUUUGCUGGAUGUGUGUACUGCUGACAGUCCUGCUCAACUGAUGCUGGACCGCAUCGCUAAGAAGGAUGUAAUGCAGGCAAAAAAUGAGAGUCUAUCAGCGUGUGCAUUACCAGCCCUGGUUCAACAUGCCUAUCGCAUGGGAGGCCCUGCUAGCAGCCUGAGCUACAGCCUUCCACUUCAGGUCCUGCAGCCCAGGCCCCACUUUUCUCUGGAUGUCAGGACUCGAGCUCCUGAGGGUCUGCUGUUCUUUGCUGCUACCAGAGGAGGGCGCUCUCAUCUCGCGUUAUACAUAUCCAAAGGCAGGAUCAGACUGUCUGUAGGCAAACAGAAGGAGAUCUUCAACAGGGAGAAGUACAAUGAUGGAAAGUGGCACUCGGUCAUAUUCAGUUUGGAGAAGAAGAAAUUUCGAUUGGUUGUGGAUGGGAUCAGAGCCCAGGAUGGUCAGCUGACCAAUGCUGAGUUGACAUCCAUGCAGCAAUUUGUGUCACCUGUGUACCUGGGCAGCACGCCAGAGUCCCUUCACAAACAGCUGAAGGCAAAGGCCCUACCAAAACAAAGUGUGUCUGGCUGUAUCCGCAAUUUUAAAAUGAACAGUGUACCAAUGUCAAAUCCAACCACAAACCAUGGUGCUGGCCCCUGCUUCGAGGGACAGACACAAAGAGGGGCCUAUUUCUCAGGGAAUGGAGCACAUGCCAUUAUCAAUGACUCCUUUGUUGUGGGCUCCAGCUUUGAGCUGCUGUUUAAUAUUCGUCCACGGAGUCUGACCGGACUCCUGCUACAUGUUGGUGAUUCCAGCAGGGGCCAAUAUGGACCUGCGAUGGGCCACUAUCUCAGUGUCUACAUGCUCAGAGGAGAGGUAGUGGCGCAAGUGAACAAUGGAAAGAGCGAAUUCAUGGUGUCGGUGAAGCCAAAAGCUUCUUUAUGUGAUGGAAUGUUUCAUAAAAUUUCAGUAAUCAAGAGGAAAAAUGUUGUGCAGCUGCAUGUGGACACAAUAGACAAUUACAAGAUUGGACCACCGUCCUCCACUACAACUUUGACCAAAGACUCCUUGUAUGUGGGUGGCAUUCCUGAGAUGUCAAUGCAACAGGCGCUCCCUGUCACAUCGUCCUUUGUGGGAUGCAUCCAGGACAUGUGGAUCAACAGCGACUCGGUCUCUUUCGACAGGCUGUCUGGUGUGUUCGGUCCAGUCAACCUCAGAGAGUGUCCAGGCUGAGCGACCGCGUCUCACUGCAUCAUCAUUCAACAAACCUUGGGACCACGUCCACCGCCAACCAAGUGCAAUCUGUUACCAAGACAGAGAAUGUGUUUGCGUGUAAUAAUGUAUAGAUUAUGAGGAGUGCGUUUCAGUGUGAGUGUGUGUGUGUGUGUGAGUCUGUGUAUUUGAGUGUGUGUGUGUGUGUAAUAAUAAAGAUAUGAGCAGCAGCUUACAGGUUCAUAAUAUUUGCUGCUCAGUUAACCAUUCUGUAUUUAUUUUGUGAUAAAAUCAUGUAUCACGGCACCAAUUCACAAAUGCAUAUUCUAACAGUUGUUUUACAGUCUGAUGUGUUGGUCCAUUCAUUUUCUGUCGACAAUCAAAUGCUACUGAAUAUGCUUGUGAUUGGUCAGGGCGGCAGUAUGAGCAGCGCAGCACUUUAAGAAAACAAACAAUGACUUUUGUGAUGGUGCUAUAAUGGAGAUCAACAUUAUUAGUUGAUUUUUGUUUGUUUGUUGGACUAGAAUAAUUACGUUUACACCCACGGUGCUCAAUUCAGUGACAUUUCAGGGGCUGCCUAGCUAUUUUAUUGUCAUAUCCACAUGUCAGCAUGUAGAAUUCUGCAUUAACUGAAUAACUGGUUCAAUAGACAUGGAGUCUUCACCACAGGCCAUGAAAUCACAUGGGUCCCCCCCCCCAUAUUGUAUUACCGUUGUUCUGAAUUCAUUUUCCAUUUUGCAUUCCUUUUUCAUGCAUGAGGACAAUCUGUGUGGCUGUUAACGUCAGUCACACCAGAAAACAGCACGUACUGAAUUUUGUGGAGCAUCGUCAAUGUGUUGAAAAACCAAUAUAAAUGCCAUUAGCACAAGUCUCACAAAACUUUGGUCAGUCAUGUUUGGGACCAUCUAGCCCACUUAACUAUAAAGUUGAAAGUAAUAUAUCAAAAAACUAAAUGUAAUUGAUGUAUUUAAAUUCCCCAGAAAGAGUUUAUUUUCCUGCUUUGUACAUUUGUGGAAACAUUUGUGAAAAAAAACAAACAUGCAUGGUGAUUGAAUAUAUUUUUACAUGCAUUCCUGUCUUGUGACCACUGAUUUGUAAACCCUUUUGUAAUCUGUCUUGAAAAAUAUCUUUUAAAUUGUGA